AUGGCGGCUAUGAUGAGAGGAUGUCGAGUGUUAGAAAGAGCUCCAUUUUUGGUGAGUUUGUCCCUGUUUCUACAGUUAGGAUGACAAUCUUUGUGAAACUUAUUUUUCAAAAUUUUGAAGAGGAAUGUUUAAAGCUUAAACUAUAUUGUUCUUACGGCAGGCUCGAACGCUCAGUGUUUCGUCAGCUCGUUGUGCUGAACUCCCUGCCAAGGUUGGUACUCGCCAGUUUUGUCGUUUCGUUAGCUUGUUUGUUACCUCUUAAUUUAGAUGGUACAGACAAGAUUUAUGAUGCCCACUUUUAUAGAAUAUCUGACCGCUUAUGCAAACCACAAUUUGUGAGUAUUUACUGGCCGCUACCUUGACGGACGAUGACUUUCAUUGCUAAAAGUUUCUUUUUGGGGACAAUAUCAAAAACGAUGUCCGUUCCUUUCGCUUCAAUUCUUUCCCCUGUAUCGUGAAGUUGAUUCGCUGUGAAUCAUAUUUCGUUUCACUGCAUCAAUUACUCUAAUAAGGUUUAAGUCACUUUAGAAACUUAUUUACAUAGUGUCGAUUCUUCGCUCAACCAACUGUACAUGUACUCGAAUUCAAGCUUCUUCGCCCCGAUCAGCCAAGUUGUACGUUGUACAAUGUAUUUCUUUUCCAGAAAAAGGUCAACAAAAUGAAUUAUAGUUGUUUAUGGUUUAGUGGUUUAUUAGAAGGGGAGCCUUAUUUCACCUGUCAAUACAGUGGAACCCCGUUAAUACGACCACCAUUGGGCCAUAAAAUCCUGGUCGUAAUAACGAGGUGGUCGCAUUAACGGGGUCUUCAAAAUAAUAAAAUGAGUCAAUGUUUUUUACGUUUGGUUUGAAAGAAUAUGGCCGUAAUAACGAGGUGGUCUUAUAAACGGGGUGAUCGUAAGGCAGGGUUCCACUGUACUAGGGAUUAAAUAUUAGAUAGAUAUUAUCAUUGUUUUUUAUUGUAGCCUCCCAUACAAGUGUUUGGUAUAGAGGGAAGGUAUGCCCAUGCUAUGUACUCUGCAGCAGCCAAGCAAAAUACUUUGGAGAAGGUUGAGAGUGAAUUGAGCAAAGUAGAUGAGCUUAUUAGAUCAAAUGAAAAGCUUGCUGAGUAUCUUGCAAACCCUACUCUGGACAAGUAUAAGAAACAAUGUGAGUGUCUCAUAUUAGACAUCUUUAAUAGUUAUUUUGCUUAAGUGUUUGCAUUGUAGCUCACACCUAAAUGAGGCCUAAUGAGAGGUCAAUUAGUUUACAGAAAUUCGCUAUUUGUCCACUCAGAUUCUUAGUAGAGCAAUUCUUAGUUAUCACUCGGGUUAUAUAUGAAACUAAAUCAGUGAUUGGCAUUUAUCAUAUUUCUAUUGUUCUCCAUCUUAAAUUGUUACCAAAGUGCAUUGAAUGUUGCUUCUUUAUCGCUUCCAGGGCCACUGUAUGAAUUCCAAAAUUGAAAACAUUUAAUAGGUGGGUUCCCAUGAGUUUAAACGGAAUCAAAAAAUUGUUACAGAUAGUUUCCCAUGAUCUCUGGGUGCAGAAAUGAAAAAUUGUUUUCCAUGGGAAUUGAAAUCCUAGGGCUUGCUCUAAUAUAUAAUAAUAUUUGUUGGUUCUCUGCCUUUCUCCAAGAGGUUUUUCUUUGGGUACUCCGGUUUUCCCCUCUCCUCAAAAACCAACAGUUAAAAAUUCCAAUUCGACCAGGAAUCAGGUAGGCUAAGAACCAUUUUGUGGAUGUGCUACCUCCAAAUCAUUAUUUAUUUAUUUAUUUUAUUUUAUUUAUUUUGUUAUAUCAGGGGUUGAUCCCUCAGGUAACAUUUUAUUCAUGGGCCAGUGUGAGUGAAUUUUAAUACUAACUACAUGUAUUGUGUUUCAUUGUUUUUACAGCACUUUUAACAGAUGUCUUGAAAUCACAGAAGUACUCUGAUUUGACAGUGAAUCUAUUUGGUGAGUUGCUUCCUUUACAUUGACAAAAACUGUUCAGUUUACAGCUGCAAUGUAUGUUCUGUCACAUGCGACCAUCAUUGUUGAAAAUUCCAGUUUAGCUUUCAAGGUUAUGUUUUGGUUUUGAAACUUCAUUUUAAGAUUUGGAAUUUCCAUAAGAAUUUUACCUCCAUCUUUAUGAAAUCAAGUGUGCCCAACAUUGUGAGAGAGACUUAGGCUACGUUUGUAGGCACUGGACAAAAUUUGAAUUCAUGCUUUUACACCAUUGGUGUUCCUUUCACACAGAACCACUUUAAGUGUACGAAAAAUUUAGAGGCCCAGAGCCUGUUCAAAGUUCCAUGUGAACAGAGGAAAAAUAUUAAACAGUCCCAUGUGAAUGAAGUGUCUGGUCAAAUUUUUCAGCUGGUCGAAUAUUAUUUGUUUGUUGGUCUGUGAACUUAGCCUAAAAGCUUUAAUCUACAAAAUUCAGGGUUCAUAACAUAAAUUCUUUAAAUAUACUUUCAAGUAAAAUUAAGAUCUUCUUGUUACCUAAAUAAAGACACCAGUAAAUCACCAUGGGCCACAAGGCACUGUUAGAGUACAGCCAUGAUUGGUGCUUUAACAGUAAAUAAUAUUAUUUCAAAUUGCAGGAACUUUGGCAGAGAAUAAUCGGCUUCGUUUAGCCAACAAUGUUGUGUCUGCCUUUGGCAAACUUAUGAGCGCUGCCAGAGGGGAAGUGUUGUGUUCUGUAACAACUGCUAAGGUUUGUUCUUAUUCACUAGCACCUAAUAUGUGUAAGACCAGCGUGCAAAGAAAGUCCUGUUUAACAGCCCGGGGCUAGUGGAUUUGCAGUUGGGCUAGUGAAUUCUGACUUCUCAACUUGCUCGAAGGGCAAGUGAAGUUUUUUGGGAAAUUCAAAUUACAGAAGAACUGUAAUCAAUGCUGCUCGUCAAAAUUUUUUGGAGGCUACUUAAAAGACUCUUGGGCUAGUACAAAACUUGCAACAACUUGCCUGAAUGGCAAGUGGUAAAACCGACUUUCUUUGCACCCUGAUGUCCUUUUUUUGUGACGGAUUUUAUGGUUUUGUCUCUUUUAGGAUUCCUGCAUUAAACAGAAGUGUAACUGAAAAAUGUGAUCUAAAAUGCAUGCAUGGUGUGGCUUUUAUUAAAAAAAAAGAAUGAGAGAAAACAUUGAUGUUAGGGAAAUGCUAGCAUGUAUAGCAGUUGUUUCUGUUUCCUUUUACCCAAGCUAGACAAUGUAAAAAAGUGAGCAUACAUGUAGGCAAUGGGUGAAAAGGGAAAAAAAAUUGGGUCUUUUGUAGUUUUGUCUAGCCUGAAUUUCAUCCGAUUACUUCGAGUCAUUAUUACUCCCUCAGUAACGUCUGAAUCGACCGCCUGUUAAUGCCGUCCAGUGACGUCACUCACUACCCGAAAACCGGGUAGUGAUUUUGAUUGGUUGAUUGUCUAAACAUUCGCAUAAUUAUGUAUAAUUAUGAAAAAUUUUAGCGGGAUUGUUGCUUGAUAUUCAGCAGAUAGCAUCCCUAGCAUUCUUUCAGGUAGUUCAAACAUUUCAGUAAGCUUAAUCUUUAUCUUAAACAGCAAAAUUGCCGUUGUCUUCGAAACUGAAAUGCUAAAUUGAACUGCAAAUGAAGAAUCAUUGUGGAGAGUCGGUAGGUUUUUCAUUUAGAGCCGCUUUGUGGUUUCGGCGGCAGAUGAUCUUGUUUACGCGAAGUUUUCUGAGAUCAAUGUUAUAAUUUGACCUUCUUGCUAUUUUCACCGUCAACGGUAAUUAUUCCGUUAGCUUUUCUUUCUUGUUUCCUUGUUUUUUUUUUCUUCGUUAAGGACCAAAUAGCUUCUUUUCAAUUAAAGCAAAUCAUUGUGUUUUUUAACUAAGUGUUCCGUGUGUGUGUUUAUUUCAUUGCGUGAAUUGCGACCGAGUUUGAUUAUAGAAUUCAGCACAACCAGUUCAGAGUUGUACUGCAUGCAGUUGACAGUUUGAAUGUUAAACAUAAAUUAUGAUCUAAAAAAAAAAAGCAAUUCUGUAUCAGGUAGACAUUUCCAAACGAUAUUUCUGGGUUUGCCACUUGAAAAUCAUGUUUUACUUUUUGCAUGAAUUAAAGCAAAGGUCAAGGAGUAGUGACGUCACUGGACGGCAUUAACAGCCGGUUGAUUCAGAUGUUACUGAGAGAGUAAUAACAACUCAAAGUAAUCAGAUGAAAUUCAGGCUAAAUUUUGUUCUGCUUCACCAAAAGGAAAUGGCUGAAACAACUACAUGUACCACUGUACACUUGAUCGAGAAAAUCCACAGCUACAAAAAAGUCAGUUAGAAGACAAGGAGAAACUCAAAUUUUUUUUUCUUAAGGGAGGAAACCCCAAGUCUUUUAACGUCAUUUUCAUAUCCUAGUGAUAUAGCAUUGGUGCCCCUGUCCAGACUAUACCAGGGAGGUUAAGAAACCACGGUGUCAAAAAAUGCCAUUGGAGAGAGGAUCUCUUAAUUAAUAGUUCUUUCAAGGCUGUAAAUUACAGCAAAUGUCAUCACUGAAGAAGGGAUCCGAAUCGAUUCCGAAAUAAACUCUGCCACACUUUCAACAAAUUGUUGGUGAUGAAGAAUUUUUUUUUUCUGUAAUAGUUCUUUAGUUGUUUCAUAAAUUUGAGUUUAUAAAUUUGAAUGACUAUAAAGGUGUCUACUCGUUAAAAAAUGUUGGAAUGUGUUGUUGAGCGUGCAUUUACAUGCUUUAUUAUGAUAUGUUUUUCUUAUUAGGAGCUGGAUACGUCACAAAUGAAAGAGCUUCAGGCAGCAUUGAAAGGUUUUACACAAAAGAACGAAACCCUCAAGCUUGAAACCAAGGUCAGAUUACAUGAAAUUCUGGUGACAUUUACAUUUAUGCUACAUGUAGUACAGGUGAACUCUGUUGUGGCGAAGUGCCAAGGGAGUCUUUUAAUGGCAAUAAUAUACAGUGAAAGCUCUGUUAGCUGGCCUGCUAUUAGUACAAUGUUCUUAAAACGCACAUUGUUUUUCAUCUCGUUCUUGUUUUGCAGCAAUGUUGCGAAACAAGUUGCAUGUUCUGCUGUCCAUUAUUUUUAUUGUACCUUUAUAAGCUAUAUGUAAUUUAUAAAGCAAUAUUAUUAACUCUGGUUUUAAUACAGCAACGUUUUUGGGUUUUUCAGGUUGAUCCCACAGUUAUUGGAGGGAUGAUAAUUGAAAUUGGUGACAAACACAUUGACAUGUCCAUGGCGACAAAGAUAAAAAAUAUUACAAAUGCUCUGCGAGCCAGUGUGUAAUGUCUUUGGACUUGACUUCCAAGCUUUUGUGAUUGUACAAUAAAAGUUCCAGAGUUUUGAUUCACAACUCAACUGUUGGUCUCGUGAGGUAUUACUUUAAUGUUCAUGUAUAAUAAUAUUAAUUUCUAAAUAAAAGAAGAUCAUUGCAGUUAUAGACGCAACUUUUGCAGUUGCGAAAAGGAAGCAGUGAUCGUCUUUAAUUUAAAUCUUCAUUUGGCAAUUACUUGUUAUGGUUUUCAUAAUUAUGUCAUUAUUUCAUUGUCAUCCUUUCACUGGUUUAUAAAGAACCAACUCAAUGAUAUGACCUGCACCCAGUUGGCUUCUUAGCUCAAUUGGUAGAGUGCUGCACCGGUAUCACAGAGAUAAUAGGUUUGAGUCAAUUUUUUUGAGGCUUCCUGGUUAUUUUUUUUGGUGUUGUUGUUUGUAAAUUAAAAGUCAUUAAUUUGUCUUCAGUUUCUAAAAAUGGCAGUAAGAUUCAUCUCUAGUUAUUUUUUACUACCCACCCAAAGAGUGGGUAAUGCACAUGCACAACCAUUCACAAACUUAUCCACUAUGGCGAUUUUUCUGCAAAAAUAAGUAGUUAUGAUGGUCUUCAUUUCAUUUAUGUACAGGCCGAGGGCCUUCAAAAACACAUGGACAUGUAUGUAAUCCAGCAAGGCUUAUGUCUCACCUUACUUCCUCACUCCUACUUGUAUAAUGGUUAAUAGAAGUCCCCGGCAGUAGACAUGCACUAGGGACUGUCUAGGCUUAUGUAACAUUCUUACUGCAACAUGUAAGAUUACACACCUUGGACCUCUUACUCGUGUGCAUUUAACCUUGCUAGCAAUUCUUUGUUAAUCAACCCUUGAUAUAUUUAAGACUUUCCACUGUAUUAUGACCAAUCACAUUGAUGUUCAUAUAAGCAAAGCACAAAACCAC
This is a messenger RNA of Porites lobata, 6100 nucleotides long. Lineage: Eukaryota; Metazoa; Cnidaria; Anthozoa; Scleractinia; Poritidae. The record is from the annotation of a GenBank genome assembly.